Molecule: messenger RNA, 1075 nt
Organism: Manihot esculenta (cassava)
Lineage: Eukaryota; Viridiplantae; Streptophyta; Magnoliopsida; Malpighiales; Euphorbiaceae
Product: transcription factor bHLH35
Exons: 5
Coding region: 118-861 (247 amino acids)
Biological process (GO): regulation of DNA-templated transcription
Cellular component (GO): nucleus
Molecular function (GO): protein dimerization activity; sequence-specific DNA binding; DNA-binding transcription factor activity
Source: RefSeq, a predicted model, not a curated record
CACUAUGAAUUUCAUUUUUUUCUUCUAAAUUAAAUAAUAAAACCAACCCAUCAUUUUAGUAAGCCAUCUCUCUCUCUCUCUCUCUAAUACUCUCUCUGCAACUUCGCCGCUUCUCCAAUGGAACCUAUUGAAAAUAUCGGUGAUGAGUACCAAAACUAUUGGGAAACUAAAAUGUUUUUCCAGAAUGAAGAGCUUGAUAGCUGGGCCAUGGAUGAGGCGUUUUCCGGCUAUUACGAUUCCAGUUCGCCGGACGGUGCUGCUUCGUCGGCGGCUUCUAAGAAUAUUGUUUCAGAGAGAAAUAGGAGAAAGAAGCUUAAUGAAAGGCUCUUUGCUCUCAGAGCUGUAGUCCCUAACAUUAGCAAGAUGGACAAAGCUUCCAUCAUCAAAGACGCUAUUGAUUACAUUCAAGAACUUCAUGAACAAGAGAGAAGAAUUCAAGCAGAGAUAAUGGAACUGGAAUCUGGGAAAUUGAAGACGAAUCCUGCUAGGUAUGACGAAUUUGAGCAAGAGCUUCCUGUUUUGUUGAGAUCCAAGAAGAAGAAAAUUGAUCAAUUCUAUGAUUCUGGUGGCUCAAGAAGUUGCCCAAUUGAAGUUCUUGAGCUAAAUGUUGCAUAUAUGGCAGAGAAGACUCUGGUGGUGAGCUUGACGUGUAGUAAAAGAACAGAUACAAUGGUGAAGCUGUGCGAGGUAUUUGAAUCUUUGAAGCUCAAGAUUAUUACUGCCAAUAUCACUACUGUCUCUGGGAGGCUUCUCAAGACACUCUUCAUUGAGGCAGAUGAAGAAGAGAAAGAUCAUUUGAAGAUAAAAAUAGAAACAGCAAUUGCAGCUCUUAAUGAUCCACAAAGUCCUAUGAGCAUGUAACGAAUUUAAUCUCUUUGUUAUGAAUUUGGAGACUUUUGGCUGUUUUUUUCUCCUUUUCUUUUUUUGGGUCAUUGUUUACUUGAUGAACACUUUGUAGCAUUGUCUCUCUCAUGGUCAUCAUGUGCAUUACAAGCGAGAAAUAAAUGAGUUGAUGUUCGUGAGCUGGAAAUUAAUCUCAUAGUCAUGCGACUAAGUUUCCUUAGGGGUGAGUUUA